CAUAAAACAACUAAAGUAAAGCAAAGGCGCCAUCUUGUGGUGUAAUAAGAGAUACCGGAUCCCGGAAGUAAAUGAUGAUGUGUUGUUCGCUAGUGCACACUUGCUUCCAGCUCCCACUACCACAUAGAUGUUUAAUGUCACUGGCAUAUAUGUCGCGUUAUUAAUAUGGGACCGCUGUCAAAAAAUACGGCGCUGAGAAACAGGAAGAAAAGUGUUGAAAACACCGUCAGACCUCAUCUUUGACAUCAAGCCGGUGCAAUUUAUGACACCAUGUUGGUGACAGCGUAUCUCGCCAUCAUUUUCCUCCUUUGCCUGUGUGUUGGCCUGGAGCUCACUGCACGCCGCCUCACGCCACCUCAGUCCACCCCUACAGCCGUAGCCAACCCAGCUUUCCGUCGCUUCCAGAGUAUUUUUCUCCGGGCAUACCUUCUGGCCUUGUGGGCAGACUGGCUCCAGGGUCCUUACCUCUACAAACUUUACCGCCAUUACAGCUUCCUGGAAUCCCAAAUAGCCAUCUUAUAUGUGUGUGGCCUGGCCUCCUGUGUUCUGUUUGCUCCCGUUUCAGGUUGGCUUCCUCAGGUCUUGGGCCGCAGACAGACGUGUCUUCUCUUCUGCCUGUCCUACUCUGCGUGUUGUCUCACCAAACUUUCCAGAGACUACUUUGUUUUAAUUGUGGGCCGUAUCCUGGGGGGUCUAUCCACGUCCCUGCUCGCCACGGCAUUUGAAUCGUGGUACGUGCACCGUCACGUGGAUGUCCAUGAUUUUCCCAAGGAGUGGAUCCCCAGCACCUUCACCAAAGCUGCUACCUGGAACCACGGCCUUGCCGUGGGAGCAGGGUUGGUGGCUAACCUGCUAGCUGAAUGGCUCCAUCUGGGGCCUGUAGCUCCCUUUCUCCUGGCUGUCCCCUGCCUGGGCUGCUGUGGCUGGGUAGUGCUGACAGACUGGGGCAAGGAAGAAGCUGAAGGGGGCCCUGAAGGGGACAAACAAACUCUGCUCCUUGGCACACCAAAUGGAGGAGUGGCCCCUCUGUCCGCUAAAGCACGGUUCUCGCGCAGCUGUCAUGAGGGGCUGCGCUGCCUACUGUCCGACAGGCGAGUUAUGGUCUUGGGUGCAGUGCAGGCUCUCUUUGAAAGUGUCCUCUACAUUUUUGUUUUCCUGUGGACUCCGGUACUAGACCCACAUGGACCUCCUUUAGGAAUAGUCUUCUCCUGCCUGAUGGCCGCCAGUAUGGUUGGCUCCUUGCUAUACCGCCUAGCCACCUCCACUCGCUACCGUCUGCAGCCUGGCCAUGUGCUCUGCCUGGCUGUGCUGAUGGCCUUCUUCUCUUUUUUCAUGCUGACCUUUUCCACUGCCCCAGGACAGCCUAGGCCUCGUGAAUCCUUCCUCGCCUUCCUGCUACUGGAGCUAGCCUGUGGCCUCUACUUCCCUGCAGUCAGCUUUCUGCAGGGCAGAGUGAUCCCAGAAGAAAAGCGUGCUGGCGUGCUGGCCUGGUUCCGCUUGCCUCUGCACCUGCUGGCCUGCCUUGGGUUGCUGGCGCUCCACGGAGAGGUGUCGGGAACAGGCGGAGGGGAGAGUGGCGGCGGCACCGAGCACAUGUUUGGUGGCUGUGCGGUCAUGAUGCUGGCAGCACUGAUGGCUGUUGUCAGUCUUUUCACCCUGGGAAGAAACGACACAGACCUGAGACUGGAAGGAAGCAGAGGGGAAGGGGAAAUGUUCUGAGGACAUGAGCCACAUGACUGUAGUAGUCCACAUUUUGCCAAAUGCAGCAGUGAAGAAAAUCAAAAGGGGUGUUUUGGUAGCUAAAAUUAAAUUUUACUCAUAUUUUUAAGUGUCUGCCUUGUUACUUCUUUGUCGUUCAUUGUUGAGAGACAUAUGUCGAUCCUUUUUGUUUAAGAACUCAGCCAUAUCUUUUGUCUUGUAAAUCUACGGAAACUUGGCCAAGUGACAUAAUUCCUCUGUUGUUCCAUUAAUGAUUCCAGAUUAACUGGGUUUGCCUUGAUGAAUCUACCUGUGGCGAUGUUGCCUGGCAUGUUUGACAGAUUUUGAUUGAUUUCAGUGUUUUUACAAGAAUCACUCAUGUUUACCCUUCACCAAUUUUUGAAACAGACCUCAAAAGAUUUGAAUUUAAAAAGAGUGGGAUGAACAGCCUAAGAAUGAAGGUCACAGCUAACUAGUAAACAGUUGUCUGAAUUUCAGUUAUUGCAAGACUUUUUUCAUAGUACUUUGGUGGCUGUGUGGUGUUGUUUUUUCCAGCAUCUGUGCUUGUCUAUAUUUUCUUAACAUGUCUCUUCUUUUAAAUAAAAGUGCAUACAACCAUAA
This is a messenger RNA of Mugil cephalus (flathead mullet), 2319 nucleotides long. RefSeq names its product major facilitator superfamily domain containing 5 (gene slc61a1). The coding region runs from base 271 to 1719 and encodes 482 amino acids. Gene Ontology annotation, biological process: molybdate ion transport. The record is from RefSeq and is a predicted model, not a curated record. Gene Ontology annotation, cellular component: membrane. Lineage: Eukaryota; Metazoa; Chordata; Actinopteri; Mugiliformes; Mugilidae. The transcript is spliced from 2 exons. Gene Ontology annotation, molecular function: molybdate ion transmembrane transporter activity.